AUGGCCGUCUUCCCAGGCGAGCCUCAGUCGUCAGGGUUUCCCGUAUGGCAAGUAUGUGCCGUCCUCGCCUCCCUCGUCGGACCCCCGUUGCUUGCCAUCGGCCUCUACGCACGACACGUCAAGAAACGUCCCUCGAGGCAUCGUACAGCGACAGUCCUCGUUCUCGGUGACAUUGGCCGCUCUCCACGUAUGAUGUACCACGCAGAGUCACUUGCAAGGGCAGGUUGGGAGACACACCUAGUUGGAUAUGGCGACACCACACCUAUACCGUCGCUCCUCGAGACCCCGCGUGUACACUUGCAUCACCUUCAUAACCCGCCCAGCCUCCUUUUGCGCCUUCCAUGGGUUCUCCGUGCCCCCAUCCGUGUGGUGACGCAAGUCUUCUCCGUCAUGUACAUUUGCGUAUUCAAGAUCCCCUGCAACACCGAGAUCCUCCUCGUGCAGAACCCCCCUUCGAUUCCUACCCUUCUCCUCGCGCAGAUCAUCUCAAACACGACACGUACAAAGCUUAUUAUCGACUGGCACAACACCGGCUACUCGAUCCUUGCCAUGCGUCUGGGCGAGUCGUCGCCCAUCGUCCGCAUUGCCAAGUGGUUUGAGCGUACUUUCGGACGCGAAGCCUAUUGUCACCUGUUCGUCACCUAUGCGCUGCAAAAGUUCCUCGUCAACGAGUGGCACCUCCAGGGCCGAAGUGUCGUGCUCCAUGACCGCCCGCCCUCGCAGUUCCAGCACACCGAGAUCAGUGCACAGCUUAGUCUCUGGAGACGUAUUGGCCCCGCGAUUGACCCGCCUCUGCCCAAGCGCCUGCACACGACCGAUAUCCGGCGUACAGGCUUCACUGAAAUGACUCCUGACGGACCUGCGCUGCGUCCCGACCGACCGGCGUUCAUUCUCUCCGCCACGUCCUGGACGGCCGACGAGGACUUUUCCAUCCUCCUCACCGCCCUUGACUCGUACCAAGCCGUCAAGACAUCAGGCGUGUCCGACCUGCCCGGCAUCGCCAUGAUCAUUACGGGCCGCGGCGAACUCCGGGCCGAGUUUGAGCGGCAAGUCGCCAAACGCGAGAAGGCCGGCCUGUGGCCCGACAUUUGCGUGCGGUGCAUGUUCCUCUCUGCGCGCGACUAUCCGCUGUUGCUCGGAUGCGGCGACCUGGGCAUCUCGAUGCACCAGUCCAGCUCGGGGCGCGACCUGCCCAUGAAGGUCGUGGACAUGUUUGGGUCUGGUAUGCCCGUGCUUGCGCGCGGCUUUGCCUGUAUCGACGAGCUGGUGAAGGACGGCAAGAAUGGGCGUGUGUUUGACAAUGAAGCCGAGCUGGGCGCGCAGUUGAUCGACACGCUGGUUGGGUUCCCGCACGCCCCCAAGCUCGAAGCCCUCAAGGAGUACUUCAAGCCCAAGUUUCCCUCCAGCCCCGGACGCAGGGUCACGGCUCCUGGCAAAGAGGUCGAGUGGAGCUCGUGGGACGAUAACUGGGACGCGGUCAUGAAGCGUGGUGUCCUCGACUUCAGGCGUGCCGAGUGA
Messenger RNA from Apiotrichum porosum, 1518 nucleotides. It is a transcript of the gene ALG1, whose product is annotated as mannosyltransferase. Gene Ontology annotation, molecular function: mannosyltransferase activity. The transcript is spliced from 5 exons. Lineage: Eukaryota; Fungi; Basidiomycota; Tremellomycetes; Trichosporonales; Trichosporonaceae. Bases 1 to 1518 code for a protein of 505 amino acids. Gene Ontology annotation, cellular component: endoplasmic reticulum. The record is from RefSeq and is a predicted model, not a curated record.